AUGAACUCAAUCAAGAGCGAAUUAUCGACAUGUAUAGGAAAUGCUCGCUUAAAAGAAAUACUUUCUUCUAUAGAAAGUUAUAUAGGCUUGCCUGAAGCGGAAAAUACUGCUUUACUACACACAAUUGCAAACAACAUUUUACCUACCUUUUGGGAAACUGAGAAUGGAAGUUCGUUUAUUCAAGAUCUUCUAGUCAAUUGCUUUGCAACCUUCCCUGGCCUCAAGGUACUUUGUGCUCGAUUGGAUGAGCUUAUAUAUGAUGAUCAACCAAAUGCAGGUUUUAUCGGUACGCUAUAUCUAGAUGUUGUGGAAGCUUCGUUUAAGAAGAUGGAUUUAAAGAAAGCUCAAAACACUAUUAUGACCUCGAAUUUACCUGAAUCCAAAAAACGCUCAGCAUGGUCGAGCUUUACAUUUUUUCUUGGUAAUUUCGGAAUCAUCAACUCCUCUGCAGCUUUUAUCUCUAAAUAUAAUAUCUCAAAAACAUACAAUGUCUCUUCUAUGGCUAAGUACUCUGAAAUCCUGAGUAAAAAGAUUGCCAACUUACUAGAACAUCAAAAUGGUUCAAUCAUCACGGACUUUUCUGAUUUAUAUCAUUAUUUAUUGCGUCCGGGGCAACAAAAAACAGCAGUCUAUUCUUUAAUUCCUCGUUUACAGACAUAUUCACCUUCGUUUCAAAAAUUGUUUCGUUCGUUAAACACCCUAGAUCGCAAUACGUUUUUAACAUGCUUGCUUUUAGAAUUUGACAAGAAGUACUCUGCAUCUACUUCUCAGAAUUUUGAAAAUUCAGAGUCUAUUCCAGGAGCACUGGCCACGUUGCUUCGACUUAAUUUUCUGCCGAGCGAUUUUUUACAGUGGCUGGAGUUUAACUGGGAGAUCCCUCUAAAUCUUAAUUUGAUGCGGUCUGUAGCUUUAAGUUGCUCGGCUUCUUAUAAGAAAGAAGAAAAUGUCAAGCUUAAACAGACUGUUCAUGCGUUAUUUACAACUUGGUCAGCUUCUCAUUUUUUAAAAGCCUAUUCAGUAGUGUCUCAGGAGAGUUUGACUAUUUAUCUAAUUUUAAUGUUUUCAAAACUAGACAAAGAAUUCCUCCAUGAGUGUUCAAAGUCGUUUUUGUUCACAAAUGGGAUUUCCAAUAGACUUGAAAGUUUAGAUGAAAGCAUACGUUUACAUGGAAUGGUUUUAGCUGAGAUUGUUGCUAAAUAUUCUCUUGUUUCUGAGAAUAAAUCACUGAAAUUCGAUGUUCCCUUAAUGGCUAGUCCGAAAGCUACCCAUCUGAAAAAUUUAACUGAUUUGGACGAUCAGUUCCAGUCUUUGGAUUUGCUGUCUUCACAGCUUCACCCUUUAAAAAACGAGAAGAAGCAUACCACGAAUGAUGAAGCUGUUACUGCUCGAGAAUCAUCGUCCAUCAGUAAAUCCGCUAAGAACAAUAGCAAUCAUUUCGAACGGAAUUUAGAUAUUGAUGAUCUUCAGCCGCAUGAUAUUACUGAUUCUGAGAGUGAAGAUUCGGCAGAUGAUCCUACCCUUUCACAAACAAAGGUAGAUGCACCCAAAUAUAUACAGAGUUUAUGUCGAUUACUACUAGACACCGAAAGUUAUAAUAAACAGAAGGUAGCCCUUGAGGCUGCCCCCGGAUUGAUCCAAAGAAAGUCAGUAUUUGGAACGGAAGUUAAAGAUCAUGCAAAAUGGUUAUUGGAAAUUUUGGUUGGACUUCAAAAUCGGUUUGACUUACCAAACUUUGAUGGGCUACAGCUUUCUUCCUUAUGCAAUCUUCUUUCUGCCUGUCCGGAAGUUUGCGGUCCCGAGAUAUGUUCUAUUUUGUUUAUUGGCGACUUUUCUUUACGACAGAAAACUUUGAUAUUAUCAAGUAUAGCCAUGGCUGCGGUUUCUUUAGCUAAUGAUGAAAAUAAGCUCGAAUUUCCCACAAAAAAGCUACCUGAAGCACUUCAUAAUCAGUUUUUCUCCAAUACACUUGAUAGGUUGAGUUUUGACUUUGAAAAGAAACUAACGAUGCCGAUUGUGGAAGAAUACGAGGAUAAAAUUGAGGGACCUAAGCCAUUACAGACUAGGAUUAUUUCCAGACAAAGGGAAAUUGAGUCACGUAGAAGCUCUCCCAAAGCUAAUAAGCUGUCCAAGAUAGUCGAUAACUCCUUGUUUUUGUUAUUGACCAAUGGCUUUAUGAUGGCAGUCAAGCGUUCCUCGUUCACUGAUCCUUUGUUUUUGGUGUACUAUCUGAAAACUAUGGGAAUACUAUUUUCACAAAGCUGUAACUCAAAACUUGAAGGGUUAAGCCGGAUGAUAGAUGAAUAUAUUACUGUCUUAACCGAAGUUUGUCGCCUCAAAGUCGAAAGCCCGGAGGUCAACGAGGCUCUUUUGUUCAAUUUUUUGGCAAUCUUAGAAUUAUCUCCAGGACCUUUUUUAGCUUCACAACACGGAAAAUCGCUAUUGGGAUUCGAAGCGUAUACACAAUUUUUGUUUAAUUCUGCCGACAGUGGGGAAAAAGUGAAGUCAGUUGCGGCAAUGGUGUUAUUAGAAUUUGAAAAAAGAAUGAAAGAUUACAGGACUCUUGCAUUAGAAAAGAUACUUGACGAUUCAUCUAAUUUAUCCUUAGGAAGGUUUGGUUUAGCCGGAAUUUAA
This is a messenger RNA of Schizosaccharomyces osmophilus, 2631 nucleotides long. RefSeq names its product Tel2/Rad-5/Clk-2 family protein Tel2 (gene tel2). Gene Ontology annotation, molecular function: Hsp90 protein binding; telomeric repeat DNA binding. Gene Ontology annotation, biological process: protein stabilization; telomere maintenance via telomerase. Lineage: Eukaryota; Fungi; Ascomycota; Schizosaccharomycetes; Schizosaccharomycetales; Schizosaccharomycetaceae. Gene Ontology annotation, cellular component: cytosol. The transcript has a single exon. The record is from RefSeq and is a predicted model, not a curated record. The coding region runs from base 1 to 2631 and encodes 876 amino acids.